AACAAAUAACUGGUUCCAAAAAAGUCAUAGUAGGAAGGUUAGUUGAAAAUUAUAGAUCUUGCGUUUUUUCACUUUUUCCAAAAAAAAAAUCUAUAAUACAAAAAUCAAUGAACCGUUUUAGAACCAGAUUAGCCGCAUCCAUACCAACAUAUACAAAAAUCAAUGAACCGUUUUAGAACCAGACUAGCCGCAUCCAUACCAACAUAUAUUUGAGAUAGAAAAAGGAUUCUGUAUAUUUGUUAGACAUGGCUUUCCCAGAGUUUCCUGUAUUUUGGCAUGGAACAAAUAUGAUAAAAGAGGACACGUAUGCUCCUGCGACAGCUACAGUAUGUGCACUCAUUGUUUUCUUGUGGGUUUUGUAUAGAUUUGCAGUGCAAAGGCAAAAUACAUUGAAAUUGAGAUUGCCCCCUGGACCGUUUCCAUGGCCUAUUAUCGGAAACCUGAACCAGCUGAAAAAGCUUCCUCAUCGUGAUCUUCAUGAACUUGGUAAGAAAUACGGGCCCAUUAUGUUUCUGAAAUUGGGUUCUGUUCCCACUGUUGUGGUUUCUUCUUCUGCAAUGGCGAAGGAGUUCUUGAAAACCCAUGAUGUGGUUUUUGCCAGCCGACCUGUCACUGCUGCAGGGAAAUACAUAGGGUAUAAUUUCAAAGAUCUGAUACUUGCUCCUUAUGGGCCUUAUUGGAGACACAUGAGGAAGCUGUGCGUGGUAGAAUUGCUGAAUGGAAAAAGGAUCGAGUCCUUCAGAUGUGUACGCGAGGAAGAAAUGAUUUUGGCUGUUCGUUCGGUGUGGGAAAUGUCUGGGCAGGGUAGGACUCCUGUUAAUCUCACCAACAUGUUUUCAUCGUUUGCGCAGGCAGUCAUGUGGCGAAUCCUUUCCAGUACCCAAAUUUCUUUUCACGGUGAAGAGAUAAAUAAUAUUUUUAAAGAGUUGGCAGCUACAGUAGGAGCUGCCAAUAUUGGGGACUUCAUUCCUUACCUAGACUCGCUGGACUUGCAAGGAGUGAAGCGGCGCAUGAAAAAUAUACACAAUUCUAUCGACCAAAUGAUAAGAAAGGUUCUAGAGGAACACCGGCAGAGCAGGAGGAAAUUCCACAAGGAACGUGAGCAGCAGCUUGGUACUAAGGACAUCAUUGACGUGCUCUUGGAAAUGGAGAGCUUCGAUGGAACGGAAAUCACAGAGGAAAACAUUAAAGCCAUUGUUUUUGAUAUUUUUGUGGCUGGAAUUGAAACGACGUCUACUACAUUAGCUUGGGCAAUGAGUGCGAUUCUCAAAAGCCCUGUUGUGGCAAAGAAAAUGCAAGAGGAAAUUGAAUCAGUGGUAGGCAAAGAGAGAACAGUGAGUGAGUCUGAUUUAGCAGGCAUGGAGUACGUGCAGUGUGUGGUGAAGGAGACGUUGAGGCUAUAUCCAGUAGUACCCUUGCUGCUUCCACACGAAUCCACACAAAAUUGCACAGUUGGCGGAUACUUCAUUCCUGAGAAAACCAGGCUUAUCAUCAAUGCUUGGGCCAUUGGACGAGAUCCAUCCUUGUGGGAAGAUCCUCUGGCAUUCAGGCCAGAGAGGUUUAUGGGUAAAAACGUUGAUAUUGUGAGAGACAAAAACUUCUUUGAUAUGUUGCCGUUUGGAGCAGGAAGGAGAGGAUGCCCAGGAGCAGGCAUGGCCAUCGUGACUAUCAACCUUGUUUUGGCUCAGCUCAUUCACUGUUUUGAGUGGAAUGUCGAAGGAGAUUUGGAUAUGACAGAAGUCUUUGGAUCCAGCAUAUCCAGGAGUGUUGACCUCCUCGCUCGUCCUGCCUUGAGCUUAUCCUCCUGCCCCUAAAUUAACAUGCCCACUUUUUACAGAACUAUUGUCAGUUUGUUGUGCAAGAUUUAAAUUGUAUUUUUCAAAAAAAUCAGACAUUGAUGACCUGAAAAACCUAAUUAUUAAUAAUAAGAGACGCAUAUACGUCAUGUUGC
Cryptomeria japonica (Japanese cedar) is the source of this 1951-nucleotide messenger RNA. Its product is annotated as cytochrome P450 750A1-like. NCBI's taxonomy places the organism in Eukaryota, Viridiplantae, Streptophyta, Pinopsida, Cupressales, Cupressaceae. The transcript has 2 exons. Bases 246 to 1814 code for a protein of 522 amino acids. The record is from RefSeq and is a predicted model, not a curated record. Gene Ontology annotation, molecular function: monooxygenase activity; iron ion binding; heme binding.